Molecule: messenger RNA, 1291 nt
Organism: Eucalyptus grandis
Lineage: Eukaryota; Viridiplantae; Streptophyta; Magnoliopsida; Myrtales; Myrtaceae
Product: LOB domain-containing protein 25
Exons: 2
Coding region: 440-967 (175 amino acids)
Source: RefSeq, a predicted model, not a curated record
UUACCCCAUUCACUAAAUGCCCUUUUGUGUACCCGCUUUUUCCCUCUCUUCCUCCCUUCCUCUCUCUCUCUACCCCCCACCUUUUGUUAGAACUGUGCUUUUUUGCAGAUCUCUCUGUCUCCUUCUGCAACAAAAUAGGGUUUCUUUCCCUUCAUCCUCAUUGAACUCUCACAAUCACGUCCUCUCUGCCACAAUUGAUUCAAGGAAUAUAUAAAAUUCCAACCCCGCAUGUUUCAAUGGUCCUGUGACAUAUUCUCGUUCGUCCUCGGAAGGAUAAAUAGCAGAUCCUGAAAGAGCUCACUCAGAGAGAGUGAGAUAGAGAGAGCCAAAAAAGAAAAAAGGUAAUGGUUUUUACGUUCCUUUUCCUUUUCAUUCUUGACCAUGAAAAAAACCCUAGCGAUGGAACAGGUAAGCAAAGCGUCUGGUGACACUAUUAUACAUGGCUUCAUCAUCUGGUUACUCCAGCUCUCCGUGUGCUGCUUGCAAGUUCUUGAGGAGAAAGUGCCUGCCUGAUUGCAUCUUCGCGCCCUACUUCCCUCCUGAGGAGCCCCAGAAGUUCGCCAACGUCCACAAGAUAUUUGGGGCUAGCAACGUGAGCAAGCUCCUCAAUGAGGUCCUUCCCCACCAGAGAGAGGACACCGUCAAUUCACUCGCCUACGAGGCCGAGGCAAGGCUCAAAGAUCCGGUGUACGGGUGCGUGGGAGCUAUAUCAGUGCUUCAAAGGCAGGUCAUCAGGCUCCAAAAGGAGUUGGACGCGACGAACGCUGAUCUCAUCCAGUACACCUGUCGCGAGAUGCCAAGCACGGUGUCUAGGCCUGUGCAUUAUCGGAGGAAGAAUAAUAACAACAUGGUUCAAGUUUAUGGAGACGGUGGUUUCGAUCAGAACUGUGGAGGGUAUUAUCAUCCUAAUGCUUGGAGUAAUGUCCAUGAUGGAGAUGGCCAAGAGGGAGAUGAUGGAGGUAUGUGACACAACUUGUGCAUAGGAACGGAGAUCCAUUGGUGUUUUUAGCCAGGUUUUCCAUGGGAUUAGAUAAGAUCAGGAUCAGCUAUGGUAUAAGUGAUAAUCAUGUGCUAUUUUGUCAUGAAUCAUAUGUAUGACAUCUCCUCCAUGUCCAAAUGGGGACUUAGGACUCUCUUCCUGUUGCUAGAUUGGAUGAAGCUAGUAAUGGUUCCAUGCACUAAUUAAAAUGUCUUUCUAAAAGCCAUGUACCUCCAACUUUAUGAAGACGUAAAUUCCAUAUGGUUCCAAUUAGAAAGCAUAAAGAUUAAGAGACUGGAGUUAAUUCUGUUC